Bicyclus anynana (squinting bush brown) is the source of this 6379-nucleotide messenger RNA. It is a transcript of the gene Rab1, whose product is annotated as ras-related protein Rab-1A. Bases 203 to 814 code for a protein of 203 amino acids. Lineage: Eukaryota; Metazoa; Arthropoda; Insecta; Lepidoptera; Nymphalidae. The transcript has 5 exons. The record is from RefSeq and is a predicted model, not a curated record. Gene Ontology annotation, molecular function: GTPase activity; GTP binding.
UGCCAAGUGGCACUCCUGCCAUUUGUGAAUUUCUGACUUACGUCAGUGUGGGUGUUUCAGUGUCGGCGGCCAUUAUUCUACGUAUAAUAUUAUAAUUUUUUUUGUGUUUUGCGCUGCUUAAAAUCGAAACAAAGGACAUUUAUUACUUUUCGUUAUAAUCCAUCAAGCAAUCAUUUUGUUUCAAAUACAUUUAUAGUACAAAAUGAAUCCUGAAUACGAUUACUUGUUUAAACUCCUCUUGAUUGGCGACUCUGGUGUUGGAAAGUCCUGUCUGCUGCUCCGAUUCGCCGACGACACAUACACAGAGAGCUAUAUCAGUACAAUUGGAGUUGACUUUAAAAUUAGGACUUUAGAUUUAGAUGGAAAGACAAUAAAGUUACAAAUAUGGGACACAGCGGGACAGGAAAGAUUCAGAACAAUCACUUCAUCUUAUUACAGAGGAGCACAUGGGAUCAUCAUUGUUUAUGAUUGCACAGAUCAGGACUCGUUCAGCAACGUCAAACAGUGGCUGGAGGAGAUCGAUCGUUACGCGUGCGACAACGUCAACAAGCUGCUCGUUGGUAACAAGUGCGAUCUCACGACGAAGAAGGUUGUCGACUAUACCACAGCUAAGCAAUAUGCAGAGCAACUGGGAAUACCAUUCCUCGAGACGUCAGCCAAGAACUCCACGAACGUGGAACAGGCGUUCAUGACGAUGGCGGCGGAGAUCAAGGCGCGCGUGGGGCCGCCGUCCGCGGGCACCGCGCCCGGCGGGCCCGCCGUCAAGAUCGACCAAGGCCGCCCCAUCGACACCGGCAAGUCGUCCUGCUGCUGAACACGACGCACACGGCUGGCGGCGGGAGACAGCGCGUGGGUCGAGGCACGGGCCGCUAACCGGCUAUUAAAAUGCAAUUACCACAAAAAAAUUCACGAUCGCAUCCCUAUUAUAAAUAAAAUUAAAUUAUAUAUAAUAUUAUAGUGCCGGGCGUCCGCUCGUCGUAACGUUACGUCAUAAGCUAACUCCAUUUAAGUUGCUACUGUCCGAUAUAUCGUUAGUUAAAUGGAAAACGUGGUGAAAUGGAUGGGUGUAUGUUUAUACAUGUUUAUAUAUAAUGAGUAUCGUAGGUUAAUUCCGUGCUGUAAUUCCAAAAUGAUGUAACAGGACGCCGAGAAGUAAAUGUCGGAGAGGUGGAUGAUGUAAUUUUUUUUUAAUAAUAUAUGUUUUGUUUUAGUGCUCAUGUUGUUUUUCUUUUACCACAAAUUAAUGACAGUUUUAACACUACUAACUCGAACUUUUUGUUUACUAGAAAUAUUUAAUACAUAAUUUUAUUUAUAAUUAUGUAAAGCAAUUAAAACUGAAGUAAACGGUAUAUGAAAUAAUCACUAAGUUGUUUUUACAUUCAACGAAAAUUUUAAAAUUUUUUGCGAAUAUUAAAUUCGCAAAAAAUUUUAAAAUUCGCAUUCGUGUAAACUCCAUGCAACGUCACUCCAUUUAACGACAAACUCGCUAAAGCGUCAUCACAUAGCUUAGAUGGUUUAGCUUGCCUUCCAUACAAUGAUACACUAUAGAGUGUAUCAUUGUAUGGAAGGCAAGCUAAACCAAUACACCCACUCUCAAUACCUUGUAAAUUGCCAAAAUUGAGAAAACCGCACAGCUGUGUACGCUCUUGUGUCGCUUUAUUAUCCUAGACUAAAUGCUGGACUGUCGGCAUCAUGCAAAAAAUAUUUUUAAGAAAUUUGUUCUUUUGUUUACAAAUUGGGAUCGCAUACCUACUGCAUAUUGUAGACCGUUGUUGACCAUGACUAACAAGUAGAAAUCAUGGACUUAAUAUGUUAUCUUAGUUGUGUAUAUGUAUUCUUAGUUGCUCACAAACUUUCAAACUGUAAACAUGGGUAGUAAAAUAAAAUCACUGUAUUGACGAAAAACUUUUACUCAUACAUCUUCUUUUCAUUUAAAGAUAACUCGUAUAACGCCAUAAAAUGUACUGUAUCUUUAGUGUCGUUAUAUAGAGUUUACAGUACACUUUAAUGUCUGUAUCUUUACACCUCAAGUUUCUCCGUUUUACUUCUCGGCUUUCUGCAACAUCGAAGAUGCAGGCAAGACCUGAACGCGAAGCAAUAUGCGAAAUGUUAUGUGUUUUUGUAUCUAGUGUAACGAACCUUGUGUGAUCAACUGUUUGAGGUUCCGAGGGCGAACAGUAAAAAUUGGCUAUUCGAUACGAAUUUUAUGAUAAAUUUAUUAAUACAUGGUUAUUUUUUAGCAGAAAACCUAAGGUAUUGCUGUAAACAUAUCUUACCUGACCUUUUUAGAAUUUUUAACCCCUCGUUUUUUAAAUCCUAAAUGAUGGUCUAAAUUAAAAACCACUCUAUAUAUUUACACUAAUAACAUCUUACUCAUCUGAUAUUAAUACAUAACAUAGAUUGAAUUAUUGUAAAUUCGCUUGGAUUUAAUAAAAUUAUACUAAAAACUACAUACUGCUAUAAAAUAACAAUGUAUUACGCUAACACUAAAUAAAUAUGGAGUAAUUAUUGGGUAAAUAAUACGAUAGUUCAACUGCACCACCGUCUUUGAUCUUGCCGUAUGACGUCAUCCAUCUUUCGAUCACUUUAGCUUUAAUAAUUGCAUCUGCUACCAGCGUCAAAUUUAAGUAAAUCCAUUUUCUAUUUGAAAAAUAAGUUUCAAUUUACUCGUGAUGAUAUUAAGUGCAAUCUCUCGAUUAAAGCCAAGUUACACAAGGAGUUUCUAUUGAAGAAACAUAGUGUCACUAUAUUGAAGAAACAUGGUGUCACCAUAUUGAAGAAACAUAGUGUCACUGUAAUUGUCAUAAAAUGAUUCUUGGAUACGCCUGCAAUAAUAUAGUCGUAGGUACAUAGUCGAACAAAAUCAAGAUGAAAUACGGUAUGGCACAUAUAAGAUACUGUGAGAGCUAAAAGCGCAGGAAAGAUUAAUAUAAUUGGCUCGGCCAUGCAUGAUUGUGUGUACAGCUGAGCGGUGGCCCACCAAUUAUGCCCACUUCACUUCGGUGGUGGUGGGCCAUCAUGGCAAUGGUCUAAAGGAGCCAUUAUAGAUGUUCGUAUUCUAAUGAUUGUCUUAGUUACUGAUUGCAUGUAACGUCAUAGAGGUUAGACAUACUUGCAAAAUCCAAUACCAGGACUUUCAAGUACGAGUAUAUAAAAAUAGUACGGCUAUAUACAAAAUAAUACUAGCUAAAUACCGGGUUUUAAAAUACUUUAAAGUAUGUAUUUGACAGUGGUCUCCUGUGGAGGAAAGGAAAUUAAGCCAUACUAUAAUCAAUCAAAUUAGCAAAAUAAAAUACUUCAAACUAUUUUUUUUCGCUAUUAGGAUUGUGCUCCUCAUUUCUGGAGGAAUAGGGAUUAAAGACCUGGUAGCGUAAAUAUGUCUCAUCUCUACUACGUCAUAUUUCGAGACACGAAAGAGAUUAACGUCGACCAAUAACGGCGGAAUCAAAAAUAUCGCUCUCUGUUUCGUUGCGAGGGACGAAAGAGUCAAGUUCGUUGCUACUGGUUGACAAUAAGUCUUAUCCUCGAGAGAUAUGUUGAUGAUACAUGCCUAAUGAGCACCAAAUCGUUUGAUUGGCUGCGCUGUGUUUAUGAAUGGCAAGUGAAAAUGUUGAACUGUCGAUUUUAAAAAUUAAUAUGGAAUGUUGUCUGUCUUGCAAUGUAAUUCAAACUUAUCGUGUCUGAACGUUGUCCAUUUCGUGCGUAGGCUAAUUGUGUUUGUUCGAGCUUCUGUUGAGUUUCAUCGUUCUAAACGUCACCGAGGUACUAUUAUUAUUCUUUUAUUUUUUGUAUAACUUCGUAUGCACUGGGUGUUAUUCCGCAUAGGUAUAUAAUGUUAUUUAUCUCGAAGAUUUGAAUCGUACAUAUACCUAACCUUUUAUUCACAUGAGUUAAUGCAGUACGUGUCAUCAGUGAACGAUUUAAGACACGCGACUGUAGGUAAUGUAAUGAGAUUUGGUUAAGGUCCUUCAAUUAUAGUCAAAAUCUCACCGCUGGCAAAAAUUUUAUACUGUUAGAUAUGUAGUCACUAGUGCGUCAAAACCGAGGCGAACAAAGGUAGUCUUAAUUUCAUUUAGUCGCGUAGUAAUCAACGAAAGUUAUUUAAAAAAAUACUUAAAUAUUGUCGUAAUGUCGAGUUGUGUGUUCAGGAAGUGUAAAAACUAUAUAUACGUAAAUGUAAGUUAACAAAUUAUGCAUGUGUGUGCGCUCAGUGGAGCAGCUAAAUUCGGAUCAUCGUUGACUGCAGGCUCAGCAAUAAGUGCGUGUGAGAGCAAUGUUAUAAUAUGGUGUGCUCCCUUGCAUCUAUAGGUCUUAUCGCAGCGUGUAGUGAUGUACAAUGCCCGUGUCGAUAUUGUUAUCGGCAAAUACAUAAUUAAUUUUAAUAGUUUUGACAGAAGUUUAAAAGAGCUUAAAUCUAUAAAUAGUAGAUCAGUGGAAAAAGUGGGUAUAUCUUCGAUUUAAAUCUUUGAUUCAUUGUAAAUGCGUACUGGGGUUGUGCUGUGUUCAAAAUUUUGUGUUAGAAUUUCUUAUUAUCACUCUAGUAGUUAUAUAUUUUAACACAAAAUUGUAGAUAUAGCAAAUUGGCCUUAGUGGAAUUAGACAGAUGUAUAGUAAACUGAACGUAUAGCCAUCGAUUAUUACAAUCAAGCGGGAACAUAGUAUUAAUUAAAAGACAUAUUCAAUAAUAAUAUAGCUGAUGAUAUUAUCACUUAUGAUGUGAUGAUAAAAAAAUGUAUUGCUCGAUGUUUUAAAUAAUAAUGUGCAAUUGAAGGAAACUGGUAUGCCUUGGACUCUAGCCAUAUUGUGUAAUGCUUUCUAUAAACGCUAACGCUAAAAGAUGUAUGGGAAUGACAUUAUUCAUUGAAGGGUCACGUGACCAAUCUCUCAAUCGGAUGUGUCAUUUCCAUACUUUUUAUUAAUUUUCAGAGCGUUAGCGUUUGUCGAAUGAUAUAUGUACUUACUCGUAACGUGGGCCUGUACGCAUGUAGUACGUCGAUUCUCUUUCUACAAACGAAAAUAAAAAAAUGUAUGGGAAUGACAUUCAUUAUCGACAGGUCACGUGAUCAAGUUGUCGAUUGCUUCUGUCAUUCUCAUACAUCUUUUUAGUUUUCGAAGCGUUGGCGUUUGUAGAAAGAAAACGUGCCACAUGACUAGAGGAUCUUGUCUUUAUUUGAAUAAUGAAUUAUUGUUGAUAGAGAGAGAUGAGAUGUCAUAAUGUUUACAGUAUGUACAAUAUUAAGGGGUAGGUAUAAUAUAUGUACAUCAAAAUUAAAGUUCUUCAGUCUAAUUCACGUAUGUUAUUUGACAUGACAUAUACGAAAUUAAUAAAGAUCAAAUUAGUGAAUAGACCAACAGAUGUACUUGACAAUUAUGCCAGCUUUACACAGCUGUUUGGUGUUGCUUAAAUGUAUUGUUAAAAAUUAGUUACACUUCACCAAACAGAUGAGAGAGUGCAUGUGACCCAGAGUGAAUAAAAGUCAGACAUUUUUCUUUGUAAAUCUUAUUGGUAUUUAUAUUCUUUAUCAUUAUCAGCCUAUUAUAACGGCCCACUACACGGCCAGGCCUUCUUGUAGGAGAGAGGAUAAGAGAUAUUCAUCAUUAUCCCAUAUUCGGCUCACUGCUGAGCACGAGUCUCCUCUCGAGGGGUUAGGCCAAUAGUUUUUACCACGCGGGCCCAAUGAGGAUUGGCAGACUUCGCACACACAGAGAAUUAAGUAAAUUCUCAGGUAUGCAGGUUUCCUCACAAUGUUUUUCCUUCAUCGUUUGAGUUAUUCAUACUUACAACAAUAUAUUUUUUUAUUAAUUAACUGCUUCCAGCGACAAUUUUUCGUUAUCAUAUUAAUUUAUGAACAGGCAGAGGGUGAAAAAUGAUUAUGAUGAUGACUUGAUUUUACUCUAAAAUGUUAUUCAGAUAGCACGGUUACGGUGACAGUCGCCUAUAUGACGUUCAUAAUAAAUACGUACUAUUAUCGUGAAUCGCGGCAAACUUUCAAGAGUGAAACGAACUGUCACUUGCACCAACCUAGAUGAAACGAACUGUAACUAGUUUUUUUAUAAAUAUUAAUUACUUAUUGUAUAUUGAUAAUACUUACUAUACAAAGAUUUACUUUUUAGCUACAUUUCCAUACACAUAGAAUGAUUGUUUCACUGUAUUUAGCUAUUAUGAAUCAACAAUAAUCGAUAAUGCAAUUGUUAUUUACAACAUCGAGCGAAAUGAUAAAUUAUUUUAUUAUUUCUAUAAUAUUAAUUGUAACUUACUCAAGUAAUGUUAUUUUUGUACUAUUAUGUGAAGAAUGUUAAGUUUACUUAAUCGAUCCGCUGACCCACUGUAAUUCUGUAUUGAGGGUUUCUUAGAAAUUAAAACAGUAUGCUAUUAAAA